CAGCACUUGCACAACACAGUUCCGCACAUAUCGUCUGUUUGUGUUUUCGUGGUGAGCUCUCCACAUCAACAAACGGUCUGACAACAUUCAGCAUUGUGAAUAAAGUGUUUGACAGAAUAAAGAAGUACCUGGAGACAAAAAUGGCAUCAGACUCUCCACGCAGACCAAGCCGCUGUGCUGGAGGGGUGUUGGUGCGAGCCCAAGCUGCCACGGAGCAGUCAUACAUGGAGAGUGUGGUGACCUUCCUCCAGGAUGUUGUGCCUCAGGCAUACACUGGGGCGCAACUAACUGAAGAGAAGGAAAAAGUCAUUUGGGUUCGAUUUGAGAAAGCUGAUAUCAAUGACACGGCUCGUAAUCCUGAGUUUAUGGAGAUGCACAGCAGCACUACUGAGCCUCCUCUCUGCCUCAUGAUCGGAUACACUGAUGGGAUGCAGAUCUGGAAUGUUUCUUUGGCAGGAGAAGCCCAGGAGCUUUUUUCUGUACGUCACGGACCAGUGAGGGCUGCCAGAAUUCUGCCUGCACCUCAUAUAACUCCUCUGAAGACUGACACAUUUUCUGACAAGAGGCCGCUGCUGGGGGUUUGCAAAAGCACAGGUUCAUCAGGGGCCAGUCCUCCUUAUUCAUGUGCCGAUCUCUACUCUCUACGGACUGGGGAAAUGGUCAAAUCCAUACAGUUCAAGACACCGAUUUAUGAUCUCCACUGCAACAAGCAUAUUCUUGCUGUCAGUUUUCAAGAAAAGAUUGCAGCGUUCGACAGCUACACUUUCACAAAGAAAUUCUUCGUCACAAGCUGCUUCCCAUGUCCUGGCCCCAACCUCAAUCCCAUAGCUCUGGGAAGCCGCUGGCUGGCGUACGCUGAAAACAAGUUGAUCCGAUGUCACCAGUCUCAUGGAGGAGCUUGUGGAGACAAUUCUCAGUCGUACACUGCAACUGUGAUCAAUGCCGCCAAAACAUUAAAGACUGGCCUCACCAUGGUUGGAAAAGUGGUUACUCAGUUAGCAGGUAAUCUGCCAGCAGCCACCCCAGAUGAGGAUGGGGCUCCGCAUAGCACCAGCCGUCGGAACCCCAACAACCCUGGCAUCGUCACCAUCAUCGACACUCACAGUGUUGGAGAAGGACAGGUUCUGGUGAGCGACGACUCCGAUGGUGAUGGAGUUGUGGCCCACUUUCCUGCUCAUGAUAAACCCAUUUCCUGCAUGCAAUUCAAUCACAGUGGUAUGCUUUUGGUGACUGCUGACACUCUGGGUCACGACUUCCACGUCUUCCAGAUCCUCACACAUCCAUGGACCUCGUCCCAGUGCGCUGUCCACCAUCUGUACACACUGCACCGUGGGGAGACUGAGGCCAAGGUCCAGGACAUGUGUUUCAGUCAGGACAGUCGCUGGGUAGCUAUCAGCACCCUCCGUGGCACCACACAUGUAUUCCCCAUCAACUCGUAUGGAGGUGCACCCUGUGCUCGGACACACAUGUCCCCCCGUGUUGUCAAUCGGAUGUCCCGAUUCCAAAAAAGUGCUGGCCUGGAAGAGAUCGAACAAGAGCUGAACAGGGCUGCCGCUUUUGGAGGGCCAACUGCUGUGGGUGGAGGUGUGGUCGGGGGAAGUAGCUGUAUCCUUGGCAGCGGAGGAGCCCUCGGAGGACGCAGCAGCCCUAUUGCGGGUCUUUCAAGUAGCCCGUCUGGGUCGCCCCUACAUGCCAAGCUCAGCAAUCAGGAUUCCUACAACAACUUUGGCAACAACACCAUGGGAAACCCCCGUCUGUCUCCUCUGCCCAGUCUGACAAUAGUAUUGCCACUGGCUCAAAUCAAGCAGCCCAUGACGCUGGGAACCAUCACCAAACGUACUGGCAAAACGAAGCCCCCUCCUCAGAUUUCCCCAAGUAAGUCAAGCGGAGGAGAGUUCUGUGUUGCGGCCAUCUUUGCAGUGUCUCGCUCCUGGUUCAUCACAAACCCCAACUUGAAAAGAGACAAAGAUCAGUCCAGACACACAGUGGUGGACUCCCUCUACAUCCUAAGCUGUUAUGGUAACUUGGUAGAGCAUGUUCUGGAGCCUCGACCCCUGAGCACAGCUCAAAAAAUCAGUGAUGACACACCAUUGGAGCUCAGCACCUCUCCACGGGCCUGCUGGAUGCUGGCUAGAACUCCUCAGUGGAAUGAGCUGCAGCCACCCUUCAAUUCCAAUCACCCCUUGAUCCAGGCCUCGGACCUGGUGCAGUACUGUCAGUGUCUCCAAGCAGGAAUGCCCCCAGGAAGCCCAAGCCAAAUCACACGUCACGAGUCGUUAGACAGCCUGGCGUCUGAUCACAGUGGACAAGAGGACCAGGAGUGGCUCUCACAGGUUGAAAUUGUUACCUAUACUGGACCACAUCGCCGUCUGUGGAUGGGACCCCAGUUUCAGUUUAAGACCAUUCACCCCUCUGGUCAAACAACAGUUAUCUCCUCAUCAUCUUCAGUGCUCCAGUCUCAAGGGCCAUCUGAUGUCCAGCAGCCCCUCUUGGACUUUGACACAGAUGACCUAGACUUGCACAGCCUUGGGAUCCAACCGAUGCGUUCUGAACCAGUCAGCAUGCCUGGGUCCUCACGGCUGGUGGCAGAGCAACGAGGACAUUCAAAUUUAAUGGAUGCAGGAUCAGUUCACAUAAUAUCCACUGGAGCCGGUGUCAGUGUUCACUUUACUUCAUCUCCCAUGACUCUGAGAAAAGCCUGCUUAUAGCUUACGAGUGUUUCCUCAACAGCAGAUGAAUCAUUGCACCAACAAAUAAAAAGAAUCUGCUCUUGUGCUUUAAAACAUCACAGUUUAGUACAUAACAUGUGGUGUCGUUCUUUUCAGUAGUGGUAGUGUGGAGUUGCGAGUACUGUGGAGUUGAGAGAAGCUAGAUAUUAUGUGGGAGAGAUUGCUAUCUAUUUUCGAACUAUAAUGAGUGGUGGCUAGAAAUCCAUUUGUGUCUUUAGAGAAAUAUAAUGGUAGCCAACCUCUUCUCCCCAAGCAUCCUUUUUUGUUAGGGUACUGUACUGCAGUGAAGAAUCUUCUUUGGAUGCAUGUAUCUUGAGUCAGGAAUAGCACAUGUAGGAACAACUUUUUUGGAACCUAAAAAUAAUACAGAUGGGCAAGCUGCACUCUACAUAACGGCAUAUGUCCUUUCUCUUUAGACUGCAGGGUUUUUUUUCAGAGUAAUGAUACACCAUUAACUUCUACUUAACAUUCGUGUUUAAGUAUUUGAGUUUUAUGCUCCUGUGUAUCACACUGGUGAGAAAGUUAAACUAGUGAAAAGACCCUGCACUGGAAGCGGGAGUGAGGGGCUUUUCACACUGCGCACUCUGUUUCGGGACAAAGUGAGUUUGGCUCAAAAGUCCACACAAAAGUGAACACAAGCGAACCAGGCCGCGGACUUGAUACCGCCUGGAGAGCUCCACUUUGUCUGGGGAAGCUCUCCGCAGGGGGUGAGCUUCUCGCCUUAGACGACUCUGUGCUAGAUGCUGAAAACUAAGUGUACAGCACGACUCCCCACUAACAUGAUAAAUGCUGGGCAGUAAAGGGUCUGAUCGGUGCCUGGGUGGACAUUGUCGUUCAAAAACAAGUUUGCAAACUCCCUAAACACUGAGGUGUGCAGCCGUAGCUGCAGGAGACUGGUGCUGGGGAACAGGAGUCACUGAACAGCGCAGCAGUCCAGGUGUUUGAUAAUGUGUUUUCGCCUUUAUUAGACUGAUAAACAUCUGAUUUUAUUGACAGACAAAUUUACUUAAAUUGAAUAAUGUUAGGAUCUAACUGUUGCUGUGUUGUUGCAGUGAGGAGGAAACUUUUUCUGAAGUUGCUGAAGAUUACCAGACUAUUAAAAAUUUUGUCAGUAAUCUCUCUUACUUUGCUCAACUUGUGCGAGUGCUGUGGAUAACUCAAGACGGUCCUUAUUACGCAACUUGUUUGCGCUAUUUUUUGCAAAAUAAACAUGACACUCUUUCAUGUUUACUUUUGGAUGUGAACCGCCACAUUCUGUUACAGCCGUGGCGGAGGUCUUCAGUAAAUACCUGAGUUGACAAUGACUGUAGUCUUAAGACGUGACUGAGAAGUAAGGUGGUCGAGCUGAUGCUGAUAUAUAGGUUUGGGCUUGCGACCCUAGUGCCAAGCGACUGAUGACAACUUCCUUAAGAGGAGCUUCGUUGUGGGUCACAAACCAGUUAUUUUGCGCAGAGCGCCACCAGCUGAGAAGUAAAAGGACGUUGCCUGUGGCACCGAGGUGCGAGGCUACACAUCAGGGGGCGAGUCAGACUGAGGCCACCCCACACAAAAUCCGCAGCGUGAAUAGCCUCUAACACAGUUCCUGAAACCAUUGGCAAAUACAUACUGGAAGCACACAGAACUGGAAAGGUUGAUACAGUGUGAAUGCAGCUCAUGUCGAGUGUGUGAGAGAUCGUUGAUGUAGCGUGAUUGUUGUGCCUGUGGGAGCGUUGGUUGUGAUUCAGCGGGCAAUUUUGUUUGUCUCAUACAAAUCUUCAAUAAGUUAAUCUGGCAUCACUCAUGUCAGGUAGACCAGGUGUAACAUUUUAAGUCCUUGUCUUGAUAAAAAGUAAAAAAUCUAAUUCAAGCGUAUGUUUUAAUAAUCAAAUUCUCUAGAACAAAACUGCCUGGAGUAAGUGAAUGUGGGGUCACGAUUAUUAUUCAAAUGAACAAACUUACAAUGCCUCUUACGUAAUUGUUUGUGUGUGAGAACCUCGCUCUCCCGUACACCUUGAAAUACUUGAAGCUUAAUAGACGCUGGGUCCUGUGGGUUUUAGUCUCCCUGGUAGCACACUCACCUCCUGCAAGAGUUCAUGUCUAGGUCACAGCCAAAUCUGCUGGUAAAACAGCAGCAGUAGAAAGGUUGUAAUAAAAUUAAGUAGGGGUUUCAGCUUUGACAUGCACAAAGCAAUCACGCAUUGAAUGAUAGUCAUCGCGUUUCUGAAAACGUAUCUGUGGUUUUGUUCAUGCGACAGUCAGUGGGAUUCUGUUGAAUACAUCGUUUUAUAAUCGAUUGUUUUAUGAGUGAUGAUGCUCGAAGGAAGCAGUGACACUGGACUGGUGAGGGGCCGUGCCAUAUCUUCAAGCAUGUUUUGUUGUUGUUGAAACAAGAUAAUAAUUCAUGACCUUGACACUGGUACCGGUUAGCAACUUGUCACUUCAGAUGCAGUGGAGCGGAGUGUCUAUCAAAAUUUGUUGUUAAGUUACUCUGUAAUGCUGAGCGACUGACAGACUUGGUGCACCUGAAUAUAGUCACUAUGUGAGUCCUUGAAGUGAGAAUGGGUUGUCUUGUUUGGGAAAGUUCUCCAAUCCUGAAGGGAAGAAAACAUAGGGGGAUCACAUUAAUCUGUUGAUCUUCCCAUGCUGCACAAUAAAGCGCCUUUUUAAUGAAAAAUGUGAAGAGGCCAUUAAGUAUAGCAGAGAUUAGUCUUCUAAACGCAGCGACAAGACUUUUUAACUGACUGAAAAUUCUGACUGUUUAUGUGAUUAGUAUGUCAGUGUUUUUUGCUUGGCUUUUCUUCAGUUCUUUCUUCUGUACCUCUUCCUUCUUUGCUGUCAAUUGUGUGUAUAAAAGCAAUGGAUUCUCCAGCACAUGCACCAGAAAAGUUGCUCCCUAAAAGUCCUUGAAAAGGAGCUGCAGUAAAAGUUAUUGCUCUCCAAAAAAGAGAUCACUUAGCUGUCUGUCUGAUCUUCCUCAUGAAAUAUGCUGUCCGGCAGCGUUUCGUGGAAUUCUGCGCUUAGCGUGGCUGACGGUGGACGUUAUGACAGCAGUAAAUAACAAAAUGGCCAGCUUGCACUGAGAAGGGGGAAUAGUGAAGGGAAGGUUGACAAAAAAAAAACCACUUUGGUAACCCAGCAUUAUUCCAGUCCAAGUCCCUGUGGGAUCACACUAGAGGAAGGAUUUGGGGGAGUAAUGACUACAAGUGGUGAACACUCAGGGGUGGCAUGACUCAAAUGUGUGUUUGUAGUCUCUGAGGAAUCAUCACCGCUUCGCUCAGCUUUAAAUAAUGGAAAAUUGUUGACCUUGAUUGUUGAUGUGGUGAUGCUCACACUGCAACUGAAUAAGUACAUUACACAACAGACUACAUCUUUAAGGAUAUUAAGAAAGAUAAAUGUUCCAGAGAACCGGUUUUGUCUCAAGAUGAAUUUUAACCAUAUUAACAAGUCUAGUUUGCUGCUGAUUUGAAACCUGUUUAUGACAGUUACAGUGGUCAGAACAGAAGAAGACUGUAUGAUCAGUUGUGUUACCUGUCUCUAUUAAAUGAUGUACCCAUUUUAGAGGUCUCUGCUGUGGCAACACUUACUGUAAGGUCGUGUCAAAAUCUGUCUACUCAAACUCUUUAUCGAGUGUUCUGUAGAUUUUCAACCCAAAGAGUUACUUUAUUUGAGACAGAGACAGUGUGACAAAUCCCCUUAACAACUGUCCUGAGAGGGUGAGAAGUGAUAAUGGAAAAAAUAUAGAUUGCAAACAUGAAAGUCAAGAUACAAGAUACAUGAAAGACAAGAUACAUUUUGAUGUAGAAUAAUCAGUCUGACUUUUUGAAAUGAUUAUCAUUUUAUAUCAGAUAACAUGAAGAGAGUUUUGGCACAUCAUGGUGGCCGUCACUUCACACACAGUAGUACAGGUAGCAUUCAUGUCCGUUCACAAGUCUCACCAACAUGUGCUGUGUGUGUUUUACUUGUUUCUUUUGCUAACCUGCCUGCAUGUCUCUGGUUUGAUGUUUCACAUGCUGAGAGAGAAGAAGCAGAGCUGGUGUCUGCUUUCCAUCACUGCCAAGGUCCUGAAAACACUCCACCUCUCUCUCUUUCUCUCUCUCUCCCUCUAUUGACGGAGGUCUGUGCUCUCUGAGUGUUUUCUUUUUCUGAUGUUAUAAUAAUUCUUUUCCUAUCUCUUCAACAUUGUUGUAGUCUUACGCAAUGGCACUGGUGUCUCAAUUUCUGAGAAGAACUGCACAAUCCAAACUAAGAAGUAAAAAAAGGAAAAAAAAAAUCAUUAAACAUGAUCUGAGCGACAUACACUCCGAAACAGUUAAGUUUUUAUUUACUUCAUAACCCGUUCCAUCCCUAAAAGCCAUGUACGACUAUCACGUCAAUGACAGCAACAGGGCAGUUCCUGCAGUUUGUGCAAUUUGACUGAUGUCAGAAUAGUGUUGGAGUUGUGCUAGCUCUGUCGGAACGACAUGAUACACAUCUCCAUCAUGACUGCCUGCUCAUAAAUCAGAGGGGCGGUUGUAUCAGGCCCUAACCACCCCAGGCCGAUUAGCAUGUGCAGUCUCUCAUUUGCAAACCCUGAUCGCAUAAUGAGCAGUUUCCCAGGCCACAUGUGUGAGCAUCACACACGCUCAGUUCAAAGACGCGCUCGGAUCGAUGCAAUUGUGGUUGCCGUCUAGUUGUUUGCUCAUCCGACUCCUAGUUAUAGAGUGAAUUAAAACCAGCUUGUACUCAUGGCCACUGCAAUCAGUGACCUCAAUGGGGAUUCUUACUUUGCUGGGCCAAUUUUUUUUUCCUGGGACAUCGCCAUGUCGGGAAAACAUGAGAGUGAGACACUGAACGCUGAGGAGAUUUGAAUAUCAGUAUGAAUGUGUUUACACUGGUUUGCAGACGAUUGCGAUAAAUCGCCGGACUCUUCACCUUUAUGUGCCAUAAAUCCCAUUAAUAGCUCACUGAUCCACACAAGCUGUUCAGCCCUCAUGUAGCCAGACAUCAGAAUUGUUACAAGCAUCUAGUGCCCAUGUUGUCUGAGGCAUUUUGGAGUACCCACUUAUCAUUACAUUAUUCUAUUUAUCGAUUUGGUGGUUGUACAAAAUAAGUAUAAGAUGUGAAGAAUGAGGGAAGGAAAGAUUUUUUUUAUUGACAUUUUCAGAGCUGCAAGCCAAAAUACUGUGCUUAUGUGCUGCAGGUUCUGGUGGAAAAUAAAUGCAGUUCAUAAGCCAUUAGAAGACCAUGUUAAGUAAAUGGAUAGAGGAAAGGCAUCCUACUAGUGAACUCCAGAAUAUGCCCCCAUGAUAAUACAAUAAUCCAGUGGAGGGUGAUGGUCACACAUUGCCAAAUAAUGUGAGCAACAACAACCAGAUGUGCUGGUUUUACAUAUGUAGCUCCAUGAGUGACCAGGACAAGUCUGCUCCCCAUGCUCUAACCAAGUGAUCAGGACAGCUCGCCUGAAAAGCUGUGCUGAAGCAGGAAGCUGAGGGUCCCAGAGGAGGGCCGUGCAGUGCUCAUCUGCCCAGCUUAGGGGGGCAGGGAUUGGGUUUAUGCGACAGGUGCCAGAGGGACACCACAGUCCCUUUGCAACGACACAGAAAUGCAUACACACUGAGUAUGGCCGAGCCUUAAUCCCCAAGCCAGCUGUUGCAGUUGCUAGUCCAAUCAGUCUAAAGUGUCGAGAGCCACUGAAGCUUGUCACCGAGUGUGUUUGUGUGCGUUAGUGUGGAAGGAGAAGAAGCCUAUCUGGGGUCAGGUAGCUUCUGUACGUGGCGAUUGGCCUUGCCCUCCAGACGUCUCUUGGAACUCCACUCCUGUUCUGUCCGAUGAUGACCCCUGCUCGCUCCAUGAUGAAUUCAUAACACAUGUUUCUUUGACAUACUGCACACACACACACACACACACACACACACACACACACACACAGCACCCUCAUGCAUUACCGACCCGCUGACUCUGAUAGGCUCAAUCCUAUCACAGUUCACCCCAAAUGCCAGCAGAGGUGAAAUGAGGCCAGGCACUCCCCUGUCUUUUCAUCCCAUAUUUGCCUUUGAGCUGGACCCUCACUCACUGACCCUGCAGACCUGGGCUAAUCCAUCAGGGGCAACGGCCAGGGAUGUUUUGGUGUAGGGUUAUCGAUGCUGUUGCGUCUGGUGGCGUGGGUAUCUCUGCCGCUAUGUGACUAAUGCCUACGAAUGGAUUUCUCUCACGUGCAUUUCUUUAAUGUGUUAAAUAUGAGGUGUUAGGUUUCCUUAAAGGGGACAAAGGACUGAAAGGUCCCUCACUAUGCUCAUUUUUAUUCAGUUAAUAUUAGAGGCCAGUGAAGCCCCACAGCAGACCACCUCUGGAAACAAGGAAAUAAUGGCAUACUGGUGACAUUUAAAGUACUUUUGUAGGAGUGACAUUGAAAACAUGGUUGCCAUUCAUCGUUUCCCAAAGGCAAAGCUUCUGCAAUGAACAAUUUGAAAAUUGUAAAUCCUCAAGCUUCUUUCUUUCACUUUUCCAUGAAAUGAAAUCUUUGUGCCAAAGCUGUUACUCUGUGGCACUUCAUAAUCACAAGCUAUUCCUCUGAAGCAAAGCAAAUGUGUUUGUAAUCUAAUUUAUCAUUUAUUGCCUAUUGUAUGAGGGUCAGUUGACAAAAAACAAAUGCUGAAAUGAAAUAAAAAGACUAAACAAAGAUGAAAUUAAAGUACUUCGGAAAGACGACUUAUCAAGUCUCCAUUAUUUCAUUACUGCAUGGUGAGGUGGAGGCCAGGCAAGUCAGCAGUGACUCGGCUCCACAACAAACUAAGUGUGAUGUGAGUUGUUCUGGGAUAUUUUUCGACAACAGUCAGCGUCAGCGUCAAUCUGUGCGGGUGUCACUGAAAAGCAAAUGCAAGUCUUAUGAAAAUGAUUCCAAUAACACGAUAACUCCAUUAGAGCAUUAUUCUAUUAGCUGAUCACAAGACUCAGCGAUGAGCUUCAUAGGCUUUCAUAUGAAGCUCUUCCACACAUCACGGUGCAAAUGAAUAUGAUAUCACUGCGAAGCCACAUCAAUAAAAUGUCUUAAUAUGAUCCAGUCCGCAGUCACAAGUCUAUGCAUUAACCCGACUCUUUGUGUUUCCUCAUCAAUAACAGCCAGUGAUUCUCCCCUGAUGCUGUUUGCUGUGAAAGAACUUGUCAAUAUUAGGAGAAUAUUGUUCAAAGAAGCUUGAAUCAACUUGUUCAAAUUUCACAUUGACUUUGUUGCUGAUGCUGCCAGGGGAGCUACUGACCUGGUGGAGCAAGUAGAUCCAGUGUCAGAGCUUUUAGUCCAUAUGCCGUGAUUUGGCUGAAUCAAUGCCGUUUGGCAGUAGCAGGUAAUUAGCGCUGGAAUAUUUAGAACCAUGCGGAUAGUAUUUAUUUCUUUUGCAGUAGGAAUUACACAAAUAAGAAAACUACAGUCUGAGGUGUUUGCAACGUACUUAUCUACCACCGUGUUUGACAGUGGAGGGAGUGUUCACAUCAUUGUGGCCCAAAAGUUUUCAUCCUUUCUUCUGGCGAUAUCAUAGAAGACCGGAAGUUUCUUGUCAAGAUGAGCAUUUGCAAAGGCCAAGCAUGCACGUCCGUGCUUAUCAGCUGAAGUGGCGUCCUCUGUGACCUGUGUCUGUGUAGUGUCCGUUGAGCUAGUUUGAGGCUAUUGCCCCGGCAGAUUCACCUGGAUGUCUUGGUGGUGAUCGUUGGAGUAUCUUUCACCCUUCUGUCCUCAUGGCCAGUGGUGUCACUUCAGUGACUGUUGACAUCCUCUAAGAUUUUUUGCGAAGCAUUGAUUUGUGUUAUAUAGUUAUUUAUUUUUGCAUAAAUCAAGCUGCAUAGGAAACUGAAUAGCAAACCAGGAGGGAAAGAAAAGAGAGCAAGCAGGCAAGGAUCCUGGCUAUGGUGAUCAUGAACGAGAAGUAUACUUUGUUAUGUGAAGAAAAUUGUGUGUGUGGUUCAUCCAUAGUUCAGGAGAUUAGCUAGGUAGAAGUUAAAGCAGCUUCAUAGAAGAUGAAGGUGAAUAAAGAGGAAGUGGUAGUCUUUUCCACCAGACUGAUUCAAUAUUGAAGCUGUUGAAGUUGUUGAAACUAGACAAGGAAGCGCAGUCAACAUCAGUGAGCUGCAGUUUCAUUUGGAGAAAGAGCAGGGACAUUGAUAGUGAAGUACUGAGGUCAAAGGUAGCUGGAUCUUGUCUGUGUUGAUUUAGAGAAAGCCUAUGGCAGACUUCUUGGAGAGGACAUGAGGUGCCACAUGAGGAAGUCAGGGGCAAGAUCAGAAAUGAGGUUAUCAUGGGAAAAGCUCAAGUGGAGAAGGUGGGCGACAGGAUUAGGGAGACCAGAGGGCAUGUUGGUGAAGAGGAUAAGUGUGACUAUGGAGGAUGUGUAUAAUAGGUUGUGGUGGAGGAGACUGACUUGCUGUGGCAAAGCCUUUCAGGAAAUGCAGAAAUAAGGCAACGUAAUAGUCAGCAAAGCACUUCUGGGUUUCCCACUGUGGGAUUCAGGCUUGUAGUGUUGGCUCAAGUGUCAAGAUCAUUUGAGAAAAUUCUACAGUGUAUGUUGAAUUAUUCAUAAUUAGUCAUUCAUCAUGGCCACCAGUGGCAAAACAGACAAGAUGCACACAUCUUCCUAGACAGACAGACAGUCAGACAGAUAGGUAAGAAAAAACUAUUGUUUCCCUACGUUUUCCUCAUACGUCACUGACUGUGGUUACGUGACAACAUGCAAUGACUGUGGUUCACUCUGAUGUUUAAUCUGCAGUUAUUGGAAUGUACAGACUUACCGUGUGUAUAUAUGACGCCGUGUGUAUGUGUGUAUGACUGGAGAGCCCCUGAGUGCUCUUUGUGCUAAUAAAACACAAGCUCUAUGGGACACUGGACACCCCAGAUCAAACUCCAUCACAUUACUGAAAUAUUACACCUCCCCAAGCAAACAGCCAGCACUCCGCCAACAUGUAUUUGUUUCAUGUACUCGUGUGUGUGUGUGUGUGUGUAUGUGUGUGUGUGUGUGUGUGUGUGUGUGUGUGUGUACAUGUACAUGUACAUGCACAUGCACAUGCACAUGCACAUGCACAUGCACAUGCACAUGCACAUGCACAUGCACAUGCACAUAGACAGACGGGCAGACAGAAUGGCUACCCAUCCAUCUAUCCAUUCAAUCCAAAACCUUCAUUUCUCUCUUCAAGUGCUCCAUUUCUUAACCAACAACACUGGUCUACUGUGUUGUGUGGAACACUUUACUAAUGACCGCUUCUAGCAGGUUUGUGUGAGGAUCACAGAGGCCUGACGUUUAUGGGAAGUGUGAUGAUUUAGAGGUCGGCAGGCGGCACACUCUCUCAAGGUCAGGACCCCACUCUUUCAUCUCUCAUUAGGGGACACGGAAAAUACAAGUCACACGCAGGAGUCUCUAUUACCAAUAUGAAGUGAGAGCGCCGACUGUCUGAAACUCAAGUGUGGUGAGAGCAGAAACAAAGAAGGAUCUUGAGCCACAUAGGAACCACUCCUGUUGAAGGUUCUAAAACUAUGUAGCAGUCUAAAGUUUUUUCCCUCUCCUCACCCCUCUUCCUUUGAAGUCUCCUCACUGCUCUUGAAAGUUUUGAAGUGGUAUGACAUGAACAUAGGUUGAUCACCCUACUGCUAAGUUGCCAAUCAGAGUUCUCUGUGAAGAAAAAGGAAAAGACUUUUGUGCCCAAAUCUCUAGAACAAAUUAUAACUGAUUAAAAAAAAGGAAAAAAAAAACCAACAAUCAUAUCACCAUUAGCAACAGUCACAGGACGGUUGUAUGUUUCUUGUGAAUGCAAUGAGGUUUGUGGAGGAGGAGAAAUUCCAUCAUGUUAGCCCAAAACCACUCAAUGAUGUUGAGAUCAGAUCUCUGUGGAAGCCAUGACACCCACUUCCAGGACAGCUGUGCUCACUCCUGUCAUGUAAUUGUCAUCCAAAACUUCACUUUGCUCACAGAGUUUGGCUGCUCCUUGCCCAGUUUUUAGCCUCUUGCAGAGCUGUUUGUGCUUUAGUUAAUCUCUGCUUCACCCUUCGUGUGACAUUGAUGAUCAGAUAGCACCUGUUGGGUAUUAUCGGUUGGCCUACUGUCCUAUAAUAAUUGAUGGUUUGAAGGCAAUGGGUAGUGACACCAAAUACUGAUGUGAUUGAGAAUAUUUUGCCAUCAUGUUAAUAUGGAAAGUGGACUCAAGAGGAUACAAUUUGUAGGAAGUCAAGUUAACCAAUGCAUCAACCGCCAUUUUCAUGUAAACAAAAAACAGAAAAACAACCUCAGAUAUCUGCCACUUCAUUCCGAACAAAUAUUGGUCUCUGCCUCUGUUUGCUAAGCCUCUAUCCAUCCAUGUGGGCAGGGAGCAAAAAACAGCAUCAGUUUCAAGCCAGAAAUAAAGAUUAUCACUCCUUAGCAGAGGGGCGAGGACAGCCAGCAGUUGUUGGGAAUCAAUAAUGAUCCAGAUUUGUAUCUUAAUCCCACCCAGGACUGAUGAGUCCACCACCACAACACAUGGGACACAAGCAGCGCUACAGAAAAUUACACUUAUCCUGUGACAGGUACUUAGCAUAAGAUGGGAUUAGACGAAACUUUAAUGAAUCUCACAGUGAAAUCAGUGCAGCCAAAUAGGAUUCCAGGGCCACAGAAAUUCAAG
This is a messenger RNA of Synchiropus splendidus (mandarinfish), 13322 nucleotides long. RefSeq names its product BCAS3 microtubule associated cell migration factor (gene bcas3). Gene Ontology annotation, molecular function: protein binding. Gene Ontology annotation, biological process: response to starvation; autophagy. Lineage: Eukaryota; Metazoa; Chordata; Actinopteri; Syngnathiformes; Callionymidae. The record is from RefSeq and is a predicted model, not a curated record. Bases 141 to 2708 code for a protein of 855 amino acids. Gene Ontology annotation, cellular component: cytoplasm. The transcript has 24 exons.